CUCCUCCUCUUCCCCUCUCUCUCUCUCCUCCCCCGCUGUCCCGCAGCCUUUCCCAAAUCUAGCCGCACGACGCACCAACCCACGCCCGAGCCAGAGCCAGGUCGCCGCGCCACCUCUUCGGCUUCGCCGCGCCGCCGCGAGCGGGCGGGGAGACUCCCCACCCCCGGGAGGGAGAGGGCGGUUCGUUUAUUGGAUGAGCCGUGAGGAAAUUGGGAGGAAGAAGGCGUGAUGUUUACUCCGCAGGGGAAGGGGUGGACCGGGUGGUCGACGCCGGCUCCGGCGAACCAGCGGAGCGGUGGCGGCGCUCCCGCCGCGUCGGCGCCCCUUGGCAAGGGGAAAGGGACUACUCUGCGGGUCGCCGAACUGGAACAAGAGUUACAUGAAUAUCAGUACAAUAUGGGGCUGCUUUUGAUUGAGAAAAAAGAGUGGACAGCCAAACUUGAUGAAAUCAAUCAAGCGCUGACACAGAAAGAAGAGAUUUUAAAGCGGGAACAAGCUGCCCAUUUGAAUGCCAUAUCAGAAUACGAAAGGCGGGAGGAAAGCAUGCGGAAAGCAUUGGGUGUUGAGAAGCAAUGCGUAACAGAUCUCGAAAAGGCACUGCGUGAAAUUCGUGGAGAGAUAGCCGAGGUUAAGUUUAUGUCUGAGAAAAAGAUAACUGAUGCUCAAUCCCUUGAGGCUAGUUUGGAGGAAAAAAGGUUGGAGAUCGAGGGUAAGCUUCAUGCUGCAGAUGCGAAGCUUGCUGAGGCAAACCGUAAGAAAUCUCAGGCUGACAGGGAUUUAGAGGAGGUAGAAGCUCGUCAGCGUAGGCUGGAGAAGGAGAAGCUAUAUUUUGAAAAUGAGAGGAAGGCAGGGGAGGACCGGAUCAAGCGUCAGGAGGAUUCAUUACGUGACUGGGACAAAAAGCUUAAGGAAAGUCAGAAUAGAAUUCUUGAUUUGCAGAGAUCCCUAAAUGAUCGAGAGGAGAGAGCAAACGAGAAUGACAAACUUUUCAAGAUAAAGCAAGAAGAGUUGGAGGAAGCAAAAAAAGCUCUGGAGCAUACUAAAGCUACACUCAAAAUUAAAGAGGACGACAUUAACAAACGACUAGCUGAAUUACAUUUACAAGAAAAGGAAGCUGAAUCAAAGAACAGGAAAUUAGAAGAAAGAGAGAAAAAAAUAGCUGAAAGGGAAGAAAAAGUCAGUGCAAGGGAAAAAGUUGGGCUUCAGAAGCUUCUUGAAGAUCAUAAUGUGAAGCUUGAAUCCAAAAGACGAGAUUUUGAUUUACAACUGGAGAAUGAGAAGAAAUCAUUUGAUGCAAUGUUGGUACAGAAGGAAGCUGAUUUGGUGCAGAGGGAAAAAGAUGUCAGAUCUUCGGAGGAGAAGCUUUCGAAAAAAGAACAAGUAUUAAAUGAAAGUAAGAAAAAAUUGGAAGAAUGGCAAAAUGAUCUUGAUACAAAAUCGAAUGCUCUGAAGAAGUGGGAGGAAUCACUACAAAAUGAUGAGAAACAGUUAUCGGAACAAAAGCUGCAGAUUGAAAAUGAAAGAAAGCAGGCUGAGAUGUACAAAUUGGAGCUUGAGAGUUUGAAAGCCACAGUGGUUGCUGAAAAGGAGAAAAUAUUGCAAGAGCAGAACAAUUUGAAACUUACAGAGGAAGAGAGGCAAGAGCACAUCAUGCUUACAGCACAACUGAAGAAAGAGAUUGAUGAAUACAGAAUGCGAAGCAACUCUCUUUCUGAGGAAACUGAAGAUUUGAGGAAGCAGCGUCAGAAAUUUGAAGAAGAGUGGGAGCAGCUGGAUGAAAAAAGAACUCACUUGGAAGAGGAAGCCAAGAAACUGAACAAUGAAAAGAAGAAUCUAGAAAGGUGGCAUGACAAUGAAGAAAAAAGGCUAAAGGAUAGAGAGGAUGAGUUGGACAUAAAAUACAAGGAGCAGGGGGAAAAUCUCGCACUUAAGGAAAAAUCCUUGAUCGAUAAUAUAGACCAUCAGCGUUUGGAAAAUGAGGAAUUGCUAAAGAGAGAGCGUGCUGAUCUUCAACGAAAUUUGCAGCUCCAUCGGCAUGAAUUGGAGAUGGAGAUGGAGAAAAAACAAGCGAGCAAAGAGAGAGAACUUGAAGAGAAGGAAAAUGAGUUAAAUAGGAAGAUGGACUUUGUAGAAAAUGAGCUCAAACGUGCAGCCGAAUUGAAUGAAUCAAAGAUUCAGAAGAUACUAUUGGAGAAAAAACAGCUGCAGAAGGAAAAGGAAGUUCUUGUGGAGGAUAGGCAAAAACUGGAAACUGACAAGGCAGAUAUCAGAAGGGACAUUGAUAGUCUGAACACUCUCAGCAAGAGUCUGAAAGAGCGUAGAGAAGCAUAUAACAGGGACAGGAAUAACCUCAUCGAUAUAUUUGAAAAGUACAAGGUGUGCAAAAAUUGCGGGGUUAUUAUUUUUGAGGGCUUGGAUGCCCUAGCUCUUAAAGAUAGCACUGAUAUAGAAUAUCCUAGUCUUGCUGUUGAGGCGGAUGAUCGUUCCCCCAAUCCUGACACCUUAGCCCAAGAGACCGGAGCACUUGUUAAUUCAGGUGGCCGUUUAUCAUUGUUGCAGAAGUGUUCAAGGAUUUUCAAGUUUUCUCCUAGGAAGAAGGCUGAGCAAUCAUCUGAACAGCAAGCAGUGAAGAACACAGACUUUGGUGCAAGACUAGAGGAAGCAUCGCAGAGCGAUGAUGAUUAUGAGCCAACUCCUGUCUAUCAGGUAGCCUAUAACUCAUUUGAUGCUGAGGAUCUCCCAUCUGAGAGUGGGGCAUUUGAGAAUGAAGAAUCUGAAAGGCAAGAUAUAGCAGAUGACGUCCAGAUGGAGUCUUCUCUUGGAGUUGCAGAUAAUUGUGUAGAUAUUCAUGGAACUCAAUCAUUUGAUGGCAACACGGACAUGGUGGUGGACACAACUAUUGUGGAUGUUGACCAAAACGGGAAGGACUCGGCAGUGCUUCCCGUUGUAGAUUUGGAGCCUGAAACAUCAAAACAAGGACGGCGCCAACAAAACAGGAAGGGUAGAGCAAAAGGUGGUGUAAAACGGACACGGUCUGUUCUUGCGGUAGUUGAAGAUGCUAAAGAAAUACUUGGUGAGAAUUUAGAAGUAAAAAAGGAUGAUGGCCAGGGAGAUUCAGUUACUGUGGGUGGUACACGGAAGCGGCGCUUUGCUGGAGCCACAAUCAGUGAGCAAGAUGAGGACAGUGAAGCUCAUUCUGAAAGUGUUUCACUUGGAGGGCAGCGCCGCAAGAGGCGCCAAACAGCUGCAGCAGUUACGCAAGCCCCAGGAGAAAAACGCUACAACCUCAGGCGCACCACAGUUGCAAAUGCGGCAACUGCAGCCCAAACCAACAAAAAGAAAGCUGCGAAAAAGGGAAGUAAACAGACAGUAGAGGCUACCGCAGAUGACACAGAAGGAACCUCAAAGGCUGAGGAACCUGCCACUGGGAGCAAAGGGGCCUCCCAAUCAGCUGAUGAUGCAUCUCAAUUACCCGAGUACUCGCAGGCUGAAGCUGGUGACACACAUGGCCCUGUAGAGGUCACUAGUGCAGAGGGGGUAGAUAUUGUGGAUGGUAUAGAUGCAGCACCAGAUGCGAUGCCUAUGACACCAUCAGGAAGUGAACUUGGAGCUGAACAGGAUGAUGAGGAGGACGAUGACUCCGAAAGGCGGAACCAAUCAAUUGGGAAAAAGCUAUGGUCUUUCUUCACUACAUGACAAUUGCAGAGGGCUACUGAAUAGGUUAUUUCUAGCGUUUCUGUUUUCGAUUCAUGACAUGCCAUUCUUGGAACUCUAGGUUGUGUGCUUGGUGAUGAUGAUGAUGUACUAGUAGAUUUUCCCACUUCAAUUAUGUUCUCCCCCUGUAAUUGAAAUAUAUUUGUAGUAGACAUAGCUUUGAUGGGCGCUCACAGAAGUUAGCUUUUGAGAAUGUACAAUGGCGCGAUGCCUGUAACUGUCAAGGGUUGAGGCUUGUAAUUGUUGUUCAUUUUGUUCCAGGAUCAGUUUACGUGGUUGACCACCUUGCGAAGUUUGUGGCAUUUGUCAACGCGGGAAGCUUUUUUU
This is a messenger RNA of Oryza sativa Japonica Group (Japanese rice), 4041 nucleotides long. The record is from RefSeq and is a predicted model, not a curated record. NCBI's taxonomy places the organism in Eukaryota, Viridiplantae, Streptophyta, Magnoliopsida, Poales, Poaceae.